ACUGCACGGCGGGGCGUGCUGUUCUCCAAUCUCCAAUUCUCCACUCCAGUCCUCGCGGUUCGCAGCACACCACAAUUCGCACGCCGCACGCGAGUUACGGGAAUUUCUGCGGAAAUUCGCGACGCAUCCGGGCCAUGGACGAAGUUCUCGAGAGCUGGGAGCAGAUUGAGGAGUCCGGAGCACUCGACAAAAGACUGGAGGCCCUUCGGUUGAACACAGUAGAGGAAGAAAUAGAAUCUUCUAGAACCAGUAACGAUGCCAACACAAGGAUGAUUAUAUUAGGGGAAGAUGGCCUUAGAUCUCAAUACGUACCUCCAAAACCCAUGGUAAAGAUAUUAAAGAGACCUACUGCAGAUUCGCGGGGUAGCGGCGACGGCCCGCUGAACGACGAUAAACCUAAGCAACCUAUUAAGUCUCUUAAACAGCGGGAGCAAGAAUAUGCGGAAGCACGUAGGAGGAUCCUGGGGGAAGAGAAGAGUCCGGAAGAGAAGACGAUGCAGGAGAUCAACAGAAUUCAGGCAAAAUCGAGCACGCCGAACGGCAAUAAUUUUCCUAGCAACGUCAUUCGUAUGCCUGCCGGUCCGGACGGUACCCGGGGCUUCAACGUACGCAGGUAGCGCGUCUUCCGAUUGACUCUUUCCACCCAUCUUCUUCCUCUCCUUCCUACUCGCUGCCAUGGGGAAGGAGAACGGCUAUGAGGCCAACGACAUAGAAUAACUUCGCGCUCCCAACUAGAGCGAACAAGAUAUUCUCGGAGCUGCGUCCUGCGAAUUGCCAUCAUGCGUAGACGCAGCCUAGCAAGGAUCGAGAGAAAAUGGACUUAUUCGAGUGAAAACGAAAUGCCGAUGUCAUGCAUUCUGUUGGUGCUCUCUUACGUGACAGAUCGAAAAAUAGAAAAAAAUAGGAAAAUAAUUAUAUUUAUGUUUAUAUAUGUAU
This is a messenger RNA of Mycetomoellerius zeteki, 936 nucleotides long. RefSeq names its product SUZ domain-containing protein 1. The record is from RefSeq and is a predicted model, not a curated record. Lineage: Eukaryota; Metazoa; Arthropoda; Insecta; Hymenoptera; Formicidae. The transcript has 4 exons. Bases 135 to 617 code for a protein of 160 amino acids.